Messenger RNA from Rubroshorea leprosula, 2649 nucleotides. The record is from the annotation of a GenBank genome assembly. Lineage: Eukaryota; Viridiplantae; Streptophyta; Magnoliopsida; Malvales; Dipterocarpaceae.
AUUCUUUUCUUCUCUCCUCCUUAGGGAUUUAAAAUUUUUCCAUUUUUCUUUAAGACUUUUAGUUUCCCUUUUUUUAAACCCUCUUCCCUCAGAAAAGGAUCCUGUCCCUGUACGCUGCUCCGGUGGAAAUAUUCCUCAAUGCUUCUCUGCCGUGAUAGCUACGUACUCUAGUCGUGGCUAUCACGGAGGGUGGGAUUUGACUUUGAAGUCGGUAAAAAAGGGUUCUGAGGUUUGGGUGAUGGGGUCUCGGUUGUGAAUAAAGACAGUUCUCUCUGUUGAUGGAUUGAGAGUGGAAGAGGAUUUUUAUUUUUGUCUGUGGGUAGAUUUGGUGGGUUUCAAGGGAUCUAUUGGUUCUGCUGGAGACCUGAUUUGGAUCAGGUACUGUCUCAUUUUUUUGUGGUUCUUCAUGGGUUUGAUUGGUUUCUUGAAUUUAAGGAAACCGAAAUUUGACUCUUUAGGGGUUAUCUGUUGAAGGGUUUGAAGAAAUUUUGUUUCUUGAACUCUGUAUAUUAAUUACGUAGGAGUAUUGUUUGGGGAACACCCUCUUGACUGUGAGUCUUAUUCUCUGCUGGAGAAGAAGGGUGAUAUUGGAGAUAAGGUCAUUUAGGGUUUCAAGUACUUGAGUUUAAUCACAUGAACAGAAAAAUGGAGGAAGAUGCUAAUUCUUGGAUUAGGAGAACAAAUUUUUCUCAUACGGUUUGUCAUAGAUUGGAUGCAACCAGAUUGGCCUCUUUCCCGCUCACCAUUGAACCAGAUAGGAAUCCAGGAUUAAAAUCAAGGCCUGCAGCAGCUCCUUCUAAGAAAACGUAUGUUCAUGGUAACUCGGAGAUUCAGCAAAAUCCGAUUACAAACAAGCAAAGAACCGUAUCUCCUCUACCUCAUAGGUCUGUCCCUGAUGUUUUUAAGGAAGCAAGGUCUGAUAGGAAGAGAUUCUCAACUCCACAUCCUUGGAGGAAGGAGUCGGAUAGAGGAAUCAAGGGAAAGUUAUUCCAUAAAGAUUCCCAGGAGGCCAAGGCAUCUAAUUCAUUUGCAUCAAAUACAAGUCCUCUGAGGCACUUGGGUACCAUGAAAAUUCAAGAGAGAAUGAAGACGAGGAAGGACUCGGCUUGGGGUAAGUAUUUUGAUCAUGCUGGAGGAAGGGUAACAGCUGUUGAAGCAGCUGAUGAGCAAACUGUUGAUCUCUCCAAGCUGUUUCUUGGUCUUAGAUUUGCUCAUGGGGCUCAUAGCCGGCUUUACCAUGGGAUAUAUAAGGAUGAGCCUGUUGCAGUUAAAAUUAUUACUGUACCUGAUGAUGAUGAAAAUGGAAACUUAGGAGCUCGAUUGGAGAAACAAUUCAACCGAGAGGUUACUCUUUUAUCUAGACUCCAUCAUCAGAAAGUCAUUAAGUUUGUGGCAGCAUGCAAAAAGCCACCAGUUUAUUGUGUCAUUACAGAGUAUCUAUCAGAGGGUUCUUUAAGGGCAUACUUGCACAAGCUUGAUCAUAAGUCUCUUGCCUUGCAAAAAUUGAUUGCAAUUGCUUUGGAUAUUGCUCGUGGAAUGGAAUACAUUCAUUCUGAAGGAGUUAUUCAUCGGGACCUCAAACCAGAAAAUAUCCUCAUUGAUGAGAACUUUCACUUAAAAAUUGCUGAUUUUGGUAUAGCUUGUGAGGAGGCAUAUUGUGACUUGUUAGCAGAUGACCCUGGAACUUAUCGAUGGAUGGCACCUGAGAUGAUAAAAAAGAAAUCCUAUGGGCGGAAGGUUGAUGUUUACAGUUUUGGACUCAUAUUGUGGGAAAUGGUGGCUGGAACAAUCCCAUAUGAUGAUAUGAAUCCCAUCCAGGCUGCUUUUGCUGUGGUGAAUAAGAAUCUGAGGCCUGUUAUCCCGGGGGAUUGUCCGCCUCCCAUGCAAGCUCUAAUUGAGCAAUGUUGGUCAUUACAACCAGACAAGAGGCCUGAAUUCAGCCAGAUUGUCAAGGUAUUGGAGCAAUUUGAAUCUGCACUCAAUCAUGAUGGAACCCUGAAUCUAGUACAGAACCUAAUAUGCCAAGAUCAUAAGAAAGGAUUCCUUCAUUGGAUUCACAAGCUUGGUCCAGUUCACUCUAAUACCCAGGGUUCACUCAUGCCUAAACCUAAGUUCACAUGAAUCUUCCUUGUGACCUGUCUUUUGUAGUGUAACCAGGUCAAUUGUAAUUAGAAGGGUUCGUUUUCUGAGCGUCUUUAUUUGUACUUCCAUGUCAUGUUCAAGUGAGAGCGAAUGAUAUAGAUUGAUAGGGAUGCAUCAAGGUGAGACUGAAAAUGUCUUACAAUUAUUAAUAAACAGUAAAUGAUCCUUAAUGCAAGUAGAGCUGACAGAAGGGUGGGUUAAUUUGGGUUGGGGUCAGGACUCUUUGUGUCACAGGUUAGACAGGUUUAGAUCAAAUGAGUUUACAGGUUAGGGAAGGUAACUCAUAACCUACUAAUGUCACGGUUUCUGCUGGUUCUGACACCACUCAAAACGGGUAGGUUAAAACGAGCAUGAGAGUCAAGGGCCAUGUCCUACUCAGAAAGCUGUGUUUUUAAACAGCAAAAAAAACAUUUCCUUGUGAAGACUUGCCAAAUGUCUGAAGUGGAAGUUGGCAAAAUGGUUUGGUAAUUUGUGAACACUUUUGCCUCUGAAUUUCUUGUUUAUACU